AUGCUUCAGAAGGUGCGUAAACAGUUUCUGGUCCAGGCUCGGUUUACCUGGCGGUCGUUAUUCGAUGACCAGUUCCUGCUGGUCACCAACACGCUGACUGGAGGAUCCUUGCUGGCGAUGGGAGACUUUGUGCAGCAGAGCUGGGAGAUCCACCAGGAGCCAGACAAAGUCCGAGACUGGAAGAGGAUAGGCUACACGUUUGUGAUUGGCUGCUCCACUGGUCCACUGCUGCACCACUGGUACGGCCGGCUGGACAGCGCGUACGUUGGAAGAGCUAUGAACACGUUGGUCAAGAAGGUUCUGGCGGACCAGCUGAUCGCCUCACCGAUAAUCGGGAUGUGGUAUUUUUUAGGUAUGGGUCUCAUGGAGGGACACACUUUAUCUGAAGGAUGGAGGGACUUCAAAGGGAAGUUCUGGGAAUAUUAUAAGGCGGACUGUUGUGUUUGGCCCCCCGUUCAGAUGUUCAACUUCUACUAUGUCUCGCCCAAAUACCGCCUCAUGUACAUCAACAUUAUCAGUUUAGGAUGGGAUGUCUUCCUGUCCUACCUCAAACACAGAGAUGACAGCCACCCAUUGUGA
Molecule: messenger RNA, 579 nt
Organism: Morone saxatilis (striped sea-bass)
Lineage: Eukaryota; Metazoa; Chordata; Actinopteri; Moronidae
Product: mpv17-like protein 2
Exons: 5
Coding region: 1-579 (192 amino acids)
Biological process (GO): mitochondrial ribosome assembly
Cellular component (GO): cytoplasm; membrane
Source: RefSeq, a predicted model, not a curated record